Myotis davidii is the source of this 3296-nucleotide messenger RNA. It is a transcript of the gene MNT, whose product is annotated as MAX network transcriptional repressor. The record is from RefSeq and is a predicted model, not a curated record. Gene Ontology annotation, molecular function: RNA polymerase II cis-regulatory region sequence-specific DNA binding; DNA-binding transcription factor activity, RNA polymerase II-specific. NCBI's taxonomy places the organism in Eukaryota, Metazoa, Chordata, Mammalia, Chiroptera, Vespertilionidae. Gene Ontology annotation, biological process: regulation of transcription by RNA polymerase II.
GUCACUCGAGAUAUGUGAGACUGAGAUGCUUGGGUUUUUCAGAACGGAUGGGCUAGGACAUCAACCCAAACGCCCCUCCCCCUUUUCUUUGGGGCCCAGAGUAGGGUCAAGGGGUGGUCCUGUUGGUGGUGACCAAGAACUGCGUGCCUAGAAGCAGGGGGAGGAGCUUGCACAAGAUUUGGAGAGACUGAGUCACCUGCUGCCACCAUCAAUACAAUGCAGUUCAAGAAUACCUAUUGUGUCCCCAUUGUGUACCAGGCACUGUGCUAGAGGUGAACGGGAUUGACCCUGACCUUGUCUCAGGGAAACACUCACUUCAUCUUUACUUUACCUGCAGGCUAGUUGGUCAUAUGGGGAAAGGGAGAAGACCCCCACUAUUGUCUGCCCACCCUUUCCAAAAUAAGUAAAUCCACAGCUGACCAGUAAGGACAGGGAGGAUGUGUGCAACUCUGUGAAGGAACCUGGGAAUGGUUCUCUCCUAAGAAGUUGCAGAGCCCUGCCCUCUCCCCCACAUGGUGAGAGCUGGAGAGGAGCAGGAGCGUCUUCGCUUGGAACGGGAGCAGGAGCAGAAGAAGGCCAGCAGCCUGGCCAGGCUGGCCCAUGCCCUGCCUGUGGAGGAACCCCGCAUCGAGGCACCGCCCCUGCCUCUGUCGCCCUUUUCGGACUCCAAGCCCACCGGCAGCCCCAAGCCUCUGCAGCCCCUCCCCACACCCAUCCUGACCAUAGCACCCCACCCGGGAGUCCAGCCACAGCUGGCCCCCCAGCAGCCACCCCCGCCCGCUCUUGGGACCCUGAAGUUGGCACCAACGGAAGAAGUCAAAUCCAGCGAACAGAAGAAGAGGCCUGGGGGGAUCGGAACCAGAGAAGUCCACAACAAACUGGAGAAGAACAGGUGUUCUGGAAGCAAGGGUGGCUGUGGGGGGAUGUUCGCGGUACUGUGGGCCCAGGGUUGCUGCUCAGGGUGUCCUGCUUUUCCUUGCCCUGCUCUCCAGUCCCUGAAGAGGAAGGAGAAGGAAUACGAGCAUGAGAUGGAGCGGCUGGCGCGGGAGAAGAUCGCCACGCAGCAGCGGUUAGCGGAGCUCAAACAUGAGCUGAGCCAGUGGAUGGAUGUGCUGGAGAUUGACCGUGUGCUCCGACAGACAGGCCAGCCCGAGGACGACCAGGCUUCCACCUCUACUGCCUCUGAGGGCGAGGACAACAUAGAUGAGGAUAUGGAGGAGGACCAGGCCGGCCUGGGCCUACCCAAGCUGAGCCAGCGCCCCCACCCGGAGCUGCCGCCGCCACCGCCCAGCACCGCCCCUGUGCCUCUGCCUCCCCACCCGCACCCCCACUCCCAGCCUGUGGCCCUGUCUCCAGCCCAUCUGCCUGGGCAGCAGCCGCCACCACAGCAGAAGACACCUCUGCCGGCUCCUCCUCCCCCACCAGCUGCCCCUGCCCAGACGCUGGUACCAGCUCCAGCCCAUUUGAUGGCUGCAUCUGGGGGCGGCUCCACAGUCAUCGCCCACACAGCCACCACCCACGCCUCAGUCAUCCAGACUGUGAACCACGUUCUCCAGGGGCCAGGCGGCAAGCACAUCGCCCACAUUGCCCCCUCAGCCCCCAGCCCUGCCGUGCAGCUGGCACCUGCCACACCCCCUAUUGGCCACAUCACAGUGCACCCCGCCACCCUUAACCACGUGGCCCACCUUGGCUCCCAGCUUCCCCUAUACCCACAGCCUGUGGCAGUGAGCCAGCCCGUGGCGGUGAGCCACAUUGCCCACACCCUCUCGCACCAGCAAGUGAAUGGCACAGCUGGGCUGGGGCCCCCCACCACCGUCAUGGCAAAGCCAGCCGUGGGGGCUCAGGUGGUGCACCACCCCCAGCUGGUGGGCCAGACAGUGCUCAACCCUGUAACCAUGGUCACCAUGCCCUCCUUCCCGGUCAGCACACUCAAGCUGGCUUGAGGAUGAGGCCACUCAGAGGCCCCCAAUGGGGGCAAGAAGGGGAACCUGUCCCCACACUCUCCCACCAGCUCCACACAUUCCAGUCCGGCCCAGGCCCACCCCACCCACACCCACCCCCAGGCCUCCUAGGGGAAGGGGGUGCAGAGACUCUGAGCCAGGGGAGGGAGCUGGGCACAGGGCAGGGGGUUAGUUCACUGCACUAGGACUUGAUAAAGUGAUGAGCGACGCUCUGGUGGACGUGCUGCCGACUCAGCCUGGUGCUGCUCCUGCCUCCCCACCCUGUCCCCUGAAAGUUUGAUGUGGAUGUCAUGUUCUCUGCCUUCUCCCUCCCCUGCUGCCUUCCUGUGCUGCUGCUGCUAUUGCUCUGUCUGGUGAUGUGGCUGAGGAUCUGGGCCCUCCCUCCUGAGCCUCAGCCUCUCUUCCCAGGCCUAUGGAGGGGAAAGAGGAGGAACUGAACUGAAGCAACUUGGCUCAGAAAGUUGGGGAGCCCUGUGGGCCCUAUUCUGAGUGCAGGUGAGAAGUCCUAGGAAGUGGCUGGUCUGGAGUCCUUCGCAGACAGGUGGGUGCCCAGCCUGGGGCGCGCCAACCCAGUUGCAGUCACUGUGAUUGCUUACAGCAGAAACUAGUUAGGAUUUUCUACCAACGGUAAACCAAACCCAAGCUGUUGCCAAGUUUCUGAGCCUUUCACCCCUUACUACUGGGCUCCUGACCUCAAGAGGGCAGGCUGAGGGUGGUGGUGGUGGUGGGGGGGUGGAGGCUUGGCUGUCCCAUCGUCCCCACCAUCCCCGGCCUGGGUCUGGACUGAGAGCUGCUCCGGACCUCCAUUCCCAUCCCUAGGCGUGGCUUUUGGCUUCCAGAGGCUGUCACUCCCCCGAUUCACUGGCCUCUGCUUAGUGCUCUGCACGCCCUGAGGAUGGGUACCUGGGGUGCCACCUGGGAGACGUGGACCAAUAUCCGGUCUGGGUUCCAGGAGCCUGAAGCCACACUUGAGGCAGGGGUUCCUCUAGGCUCCCACCCCUUUCCCAAGGUGGCCCUGAGGACCUGCAGAGGGAGCAGAGCCGGGCUGUUGCAUGGCUGCUGCUUCUGCCCCAACAACGCCGUCUCUAGCGUCAUCUCCGCCCUGAACAUUGCCUUCUCCAGUGGGCGUUACUGAGUGAACCCUGGUGGGGGCUUCUGUGUGCCACUGCCUUCCUCUGAGGAAAGGUCCUUAGUUGGGCCAAGGGCGGGGCUGAGCUUGGGGUGGAGAGGAGUGAGGGGAGCUGGUGUGUAGGGGAUGCUAUUUUCCCUGCCUCUGCCUUGGCAGACUUCGACUUUUUAAUUUUUUUAAUAUAUUUUUUAUUGAUUUUGGAGAGG